Messenger RNA from Tribolium castaneum (red flour beetle), 1205 nucleotides. RefSeq lists its product as uncharacterized. Gene Ontology annotation, molecular function: hydrolase activity. NCBI's taxonomy places the organism in Eukaryota, Metazoa, Arthropoda, Insecta, Coleoptera, Tenebrionidae. The coding region runs from base 214 to 1110 and encodes 298 amino acids. The transcript has 4 exons. The record is from RefSeq and is a predicted model, not a curated record.
UUUGUCAAUAAAAUGCUUGCAAAAUUUAAACUCGCAUUUCAAAAGAAUUUAAACUAAAAGUAAACGUCUUGUGCCCAAUUUCCAUUGCAAAAUGAUUUUUGAUGACGACUCAUAGGCACUGACAGUAAAAUCAAACUUAACACAAUUACUCUAGCCUGAUAUUUAUAACAGUCCUUGGAAGUUGGGUAAUUCGCGAUCAGAACGUAACAAGAGAUGGAAAACGGCACUAUCCCGGUCCACAAACUAACAAGUAACCCUACCGCGGCGUGGAGGGAAAUAUCAAAGAACCAAAAAAUUAUCAAGCUCAAUGUCAAGUCUCCCUCAAAACCUGUGGAACCAAAUAAAGUACGAUUCGUUUGUAUGAGCGACACCCACUCCCUUAUAAGAAACCUGGUGUUCGACGUACCCGACGGCGAUGUGUUCAUCCACGCUGGGGAUUUUACGAAAUGUGGCCAGAAAGAGGAAGUGAUGCAGUUUAAUAAAUGGCUAGUAUCUUUGCCCCACAAACACAAGAUUGUAAUCAGCGGCAAUCACGAAUUGAGUUUCGAUAAAAAAUUCUCUGAUUAUUUCAAAAAAACGGCGAGUGCAAGACACACCGGAUCACUCGAAGAUGAAGUCCCCAAUUAUGGCAAUACGAAAGAUAACAUCAGUGAUGCAGUCAAUACUGAUAACAUCAGGCAGUAUUUAACAAAUUGCACGUAUUUGGAAGAUUCGGGGAUUGAUAUUUAUGGCAUAAAACUGUACGGAACUCCUUGGCAACCUGAAUUCGGUGGCUGGGCUUUUAAUUUAGAGAGGGGUGAAGAGUGUCUUUCCAAGUGGAAUUUGAUUCCAAACGAUACGGACGUUUUAAUAACUCAUACGCCGCCUCUGGGGUUUGGCGAUUUGGUCUGUUCGGGGGUUAGAGCUGGAUGCGUAGAGUUGUUAACGACGGUCCAACAAAGGGUCAAACCCAAAUAUCACGUUUUCGGACACAUACAUGAAGGUUAUGGAGUGUUCUCGGACGGAAAAAUCAUCUAUAUCAACGCUUCAACAUGUGAUAUUAACUAUAUUCCAAAAAACCUACCUAUAGUUUUUGAUGUUCCUUUACCAGAAGGCCAGUCGAAACACUAGGUUAGUAUCAAUCGAAAACGCUUUUAUAAUCUAUUUAUUGUGUAUAUUUAAGUUCUUUUAUACAAAAUAAUUUGCAAAAAAAUGUAUAGAGAAAG